Molecule: messenger RNA, 7761 nt
Organism: Labrus bergylta (ballan wrasse)
Lineage: Eukaryota; Metazoa; Chordata; Actinopteri; Labriformes; Labridae
Product: xenotropic and polytropic retrovirus receptor 1 homolog
Biological process (GO): cellular response to phosphate starvation; phosphate ion transport
Cellular component (GO): Golgi apparatus; cytoplasm; plasma membrane
Molecular function (GO): inositol hexakisphosphate binding
Source: RefSeq, a predicted model, not a curated record
CGCAGCGGGAGACAGGAGGUGGAGGCUGAACAACACGGAGAGAGGAGGGAGGAGGACAGAUAGCUAGAGAGCUGUGAGCCUGUUUACCCGCAACUCCCCGAUUUUAUUUUAGGACAUUUGCGCCACAUAUGACCCACACUUUAAUCAUCUUACUUCUCUUAACAUGUGACUUCUUUAGCAUUUCGUCGUAUGAUUCAAAAGAUGACAGAAAUGCGUGCCCGUGGUUAGCUCGGGUACCGUGAAGACAAAAGGGCAUCUCCAUAAUCUCCGGAUGAGACUUUCUGUGUUUGUGAACCAGCACCAGUCAGAACCGACCAACCGGUCCUGGUUACCGUGAAAUCAGCGGGACAGCAACCGAGCAGCCUGAAAACAUGAAGUUCACAGAGCAUCUCUCGGCUCACAUCACCCCGGAGUGGAGGAAACAGUACAUCCAGUAUGAGGCUUUCAAAGAGAUGCUGUACGCUGCUCAGGACCAGGCCCCGUCCAUUGAAGUCACAGAUGAGGAUACAGUUAAGAGGUACUAUGCCAAGUUUGAGGAGAAAUUCUUCCAGGCAUGUGAAAAAGAACUUGCCAAGAUCAACACCUUCUACUCAGAAAAGCUCGCUGAGGCUCAGCGCCGAUUCGCCACACUGCAGAACGAGCUGCAGUCAUCGCUUGACGCCCAAAGGGAGACCUGGGCUAACGAGCGGGGCCUUAGGAAGAGGAAGACGGUGUUCGCCCUGUCACAGCAGGAGCGAUGCAAACACAGAAACAUAAAGGACCUCCAGCUGGCCUUCUCUGAGUUCUACCUCAGCCUUAUUCUGUUGCAGAACUAUCAGAAUCUGAACUUCACAGGCUUCAGGAAGAUCUUGAAGAAGCAUGAUAAGAUUUUGGAGACGUCGAGGGGGGCUGACUGGAGGGUUGCUCAUGUUGAAGUUGCCCCAUUUUACACGUGCAAGAAGAUCACACAGCUCAUCUCUGAGACGGAGGCACUGGUCACAACAGAGUUGGAAGGUGGAGACCGGCAGAGGGCCAUGAAGAGGCUGAGGGUACCUCCCCUGGGAGCGGCACAGCCUGCGCCUGCCUGGACCACCUUUAGAGUCGGGCUUUACUGCGGAGUGUUUCUCGUCCUUGUAGUCACUGUGGUUAUUACAGGAGCUGUGGUAAUCAAGCAGGAUAAUGUGUGGCCCAUGGUCAGGAUCUACAGAGGAGGCUUCCUUUUAAUAGAGUUUCUCUUCCUUUUAGGCAUCAACACUUAUGGCUGGAGACAGGCUGGAGUUAACCACGUUCUCAUAUUCGAGCUCAACCCGAGAAACAACCUGUCCCACCAGCAUCUGUUUGAGAUUGCAGGUUUGUUGGGAGUGCUUUGGUGCGUCAGCCUGCUGUGCUGUCUGUUCAGUCACAACAUCCUGGUACCGAUGCAGGCCAACCCGCUGGCUCUCUACGGCCUCUUCUUCCUCUUCUUCAUCAACCCCUUCAAGACCUGCUACUACAAGUCGCGCUUCUGGCUGCUCAAACUCCUGUUUCGAGUGGUGACGGCUCCGUUUCAUCGGGUUGGCUUUGCAGACUUCUGGCUCGCUGACCAGCUCAACUCUCUGGUGGUGGUUCUGAUGGAUCUGGAGUACAUGAUCUGUUUCUACAGUUUUGAACUGGACUGGAAAAAACACGACGGCCUCAUUAACAGUGCAGCAGGUAAAGAUGUGUGUAAUUCAUACUCCUAUGGCGUCCGUGCGGUGAUCCAGUGUCUUCCUGCUUGGUUCCGAUUCGUCCAGUGUCUGCGGCGUUACCGUGAUACCAAGCGGGCCUUCCCUCACCUGGUUAACGCUGGGAAAUACUCCACUUCCUUCUUCGCUGUCACUUUCGCUGCCCUGUACAGCACACACAAAGCUGAAAACCAUGCGGACACCCAGAUCUUCUUAUACCUGUAUGUCAGCUGUUUAUUGGUCAGCUCGUGUUACACACUGGUCUGGGAUUUAAAGAUGGACUGGGGCCUUUUUGACCGCAACGCAGGAGAGAACACCUUCUUGAGGGAGGAGAUCGUGUACCCACAUAAGGCCUAUUACUACAGUGCCAUAGUAGAGGAUGUGCUUUUACGUUUCUCAUGGACUCUGACCGUCUCCCUCAGCACAGUCACUGGUCUGCACGGCAUCUCUGACAUACUGGCGACUGUCCUGGCCCCAAUGGAGGUCUUUCGACGUUUUGUGUGGAACUUCUUUCGAUUGGAGAAUGAACACUUGAAUAACUGUGGUGAGUUCCGGGCCGUCCGAGACAUCAGCGUGGCUCCACUCAACGCUGAUGACCAGACCCUGCUGGAACAGAUGAUGGACCAGGAGGACGGAGUCCGGAACCGCCAGGGCAAGAAGAGCUGGAAGCGGAGCUACAGCAUGAGCCUACGCAGGCCGAGACUGGCCUCACAGUCCAAGACCCGUGACACCAAGGUGUUGAUAGAGGACACGGACGAUGACUCCUGACAUCAGGCCACGCCCAUCGCCUGGGUCCAGAAUUUGUUCAAAGGAGGAAACUCUACCUCCUAACUGAGAAAUGACCCUGUGCGUUGGGCGUUGAACUUCAAAUCAAAGACGAGUUUUGAGCUCUCAUGCCUAAUGUAAUCACUCUUCCAAUGCUUGAGCCUCCCAUGGGGUUCAGAACUUUUACAAAUGAAGAGCGAUGAUCUUUUGAACAAAUAACACAGCAAACAUUACCACCAAACUCCUGCUCCUACCUUCAGUUCUACUUAUGGCUGGGCUCAUCACUUGAACUCUACGUUACACAAAGUGUGGACUCCUCCUACAGCCACUCCUCAGACAUGUUCAUGGCUCUCCUCAAAGCCUCUGCCUAGCAUGAAACUCCCAGCUCCAAUGGAACGCAUGCAGAUGAGUCUGACAGGAAGCUGCUCCCUCUCUGUGCCCUACAUCCACAGCACAGGAAGUGACCAAGUUUAAACUACUGACAUUGAGGACCAAAAACUUUGAUUCCUUGUCUAUAACUCUACGCCUCCACUCCCUGCUACCCCGGUAACGUUUGAGAAACAUCUUGAAUAAACUCAAGUUCUCAGAAUGAACCUCAUGUCCCCUUUCCUCCAGUUAGAAAAUCAAAGUGUUUAGUAGUGUCGUCCUCAUGUGGCAAACGAUAUGCUGCAAACACACGGUAGCAGCAAUCAGUCGCCUGACUCCUCUGCUCUUAAGCUCUCCCCUUCAAAUCAUCACAAAGCUGCCUACCUGCACCUCACAUGCUUUACAAACACGCACUUUGUAAUAGAUUCAGUCGGAGGGAAAUGCCUAUUGUGUGUUGAAAUGCACGCAGACAGUGAUUUGAUCUUUUGUUCCUGGACGUCCACUUUUCAAGACCCUGGAGGGAAGACGCACAUCCUGAGUACGUAUGCUAGCCAUUCUUUGUUACAGCAGAUGUAAAUAUGAGACGGACCAAAGUGAAAAUAUUCCUAAAGUAUCAAAUAGUCAGUAAAAAGAAGUUCAAAGUGAACAGCAGCUGGAAUGCUGAGAAGGAUCUGAAGAGGAGGAAAAUAUUGACUUUGUUCCACAACUAGAUGAAGAUCAUCUUAACUCAAUCACUCCAUGUGGUAAAAAACGAUCCUCCAUGUGGACGUGUUCUGCUGAAUGUAUGACACUUUAUUUAUGUGUGUAUGUAAGAAAAGGCCUAACGAGCACCUUUCAACCCGUUUAACAGGAUCACUUUUUGGUAACUUUAAGAGUUUCAUGUGUCCCGAAGGAAAUUUUCAUUUUUGUUCCCUGACGUCUUGAUUGAAAAAAAAAACUAACCAAGUGUUGAGAUGUUUGUUAUAAAUGAUUCAUUGUUGUUCUUUAAAAGAGACAAAGAGAAGGAGAAGGAGAAGGAGGGGGAGGGGGGGUCACCUGUCUGUCACGGAUUGGUCCAACUUCAAUCUGAACCGAGAAGGGCCAAUGUUUUUUUAUUUUCUGAGCAAAAUGAUUUGAAAAGAUGUGUGUGUAGUUUUUUAGUUUCAUUUUAUUCUUCAGCACAUUUAGUCCGUCUACUGUGUUUUCUAAAAACAGCAGCUUUAGCAGAGAGAAGAAGAAGUGUCCUGUUGCUCCAGCUCUGUAAAGUGUUCUGUCUAACCCACAGGAAGCUUGUAACGUCAGCAGAAAGGUUAAUCUUAACUCGUAGAGCGAAACAUACAAACUAACCUAAAUAUUGAUGCAGAAAUGACCUUUAAUCUCAUGUGACCAAUCAGUGAAGAGCAUUUUUUUCUGAAUGCUUUUGUUUGACACAGCGCUGCCUCUCGUGCUCAUACUGUCUCUGUAAAGACUGACGGCUGAAAAUCACUACUGUUCACUGACGUUGAUCGAGAAACAGCAGCGACAGUGUUUGUAAAUUAUGACAUCAUGAUCAUCUUAAAUCUGCAGACUUCAUCUACAGCCUGUGGAAAAUAAAAACACUGACACCCAGUGGUGAGAUCUUCAACUACAACAUUACUCUAUUAUUGAACACUCUGCUCCUCCUCAUCCUCCAAGUCAUACCACUACUCAAAACCAUCACCAUGACAACCGUAUUCCACAGAGGGCUUGACUCCUGCUAUGAGCUAUAGGUGUAAGAUUUGAGAUCAAACUUCUUCCUGCACUGGAACCAUCUCAGCUGGUUUGUAUUUAAGCAGAGCUUUUAGUGGAGCAGGUGAAGACACUGUCAUGACUUACUCUGUGUCUCCCUUUAUCCUGAUUGUUUAGUAAAAUGUGUAUUUUCAUCUUUUCUUACAUCAUGGCAGCUAGAGAGUCAUCUGACUGUUUUCUGUUGACAUCAACUGUUUUUCUUUUCACUCGUUCAUUCCAGUCCUUCCAGCAUUUCUGUUUUAAUUUGCUGGAAAUAACAUAAAACUUUCUGCAGCGUAACACAUCACUAAUAAAUAAUGACAGAAAGUGUUGCUUUACGACAUGCCGACAAAGAGACAGGUCCGAACAGUUUGUUCUGUGAAGAGACAUGUAGCUCCUCUGAGCUUCAUGAUGGAGGUACAUCCAUUCCCCUCGUACUUUAGUUUGGCCCAAUCGCUCUCCAUAGUUUGUUCCAGUUGAUACCAAGUUACUAAAUAUACACAGGAAUACUAAAUCUGGACUGACUGGAGGUUUGAUCAGUGCGUUGUGUUCAGUGUUAGCUACGCUUUGUUCCCACACUUAGGGGUCCGGAUGAAGAUGAUCCUGGGGGGGACACUUAGCUUGUGAACCAAAAAGAUGGGAAAGACGAUAAAAUGUUAAAUUUAUACCAGGAAGAAUAUUAACUUUACAAAAUGAGGAUAUAGUUUAAUGGAUUAAAUUACAAAUCACUCAUUUGAUGUUGCUUUAAGAGAGGUCAACUACCUGUUGCACCGAGAGAGUGACCUUUGGACACGUGGAAACUCAUCAGGAUGCUUUAAGGUUUCUGAAGCAGAUGUUAUACCGAUACAAACUUCAUAUGCAGAGAUGGAAAAACGUCAUCUCUAAAGUCCUCCCCGUCCUGUUUCGCUCACUUAGGUUUACUUCAGUGUUUAUCCAGAUCAUCAUGCAGGAGACUGAGAGGCAGCGCUCACGUUCUGUGGACGCAAACGCACCAAAUCUCCAGCUGACCUUUAACCAUCUUUCUCUCACUGAUACACAAACAAGCUUUAUGCUUCAUGCUUCAAACCUGAAGAGUUCAGGUUUCACACCGAUGCUGGACACUGACAUUGUCUAAGCAAAUCGGUCAUGAUGCAUGAUUUAAAAAAAACAUAAAGAAAGUCCAUUGGAAGUUUAGAGCUGCUCAAAGCAGCUUUUAAUCACAGCUGUGUCUCUGUGCUUUCAGUGGAUUUGAAAAGUGAAUUUAUGUAAGGGAUCGAUUAAAAUCUGCAAAUCCAUCUCAUCCAAACUUAACUGUAGGGAACCUUUAUCCAUAAAUAUUCUCUGAUGACCAAUAGAAUCUCACAUAGCUUACAUUUGAAAAGAGGAACAAGGGGAUUUUAAUUUGUGUAUUUAACCCUCCUGUCAGAGUAUUUACUGAUCCAAAGAUUUCAGAUUGGAGUCAACAAAGACUGCUCCUGUACCGAGACUUCAAACAGAUAUGAGAGGUUCAAUUUGACUGUUCAGCUUUAUGUUGUGACCAAAUGAGGAGCGAGCUGACAAACAAGUCUUGAGCUGUGCAGGAAGAAGCUCAAAGUGUCUGACUUCAGUUAGUCCUGCUUUAGACAGGAAAGAAGAAACCAAAGUGUUCUUUCCCUUUAGGACGCCUUCAGUUUUGUUGCAUACAGAAUGAAAGCAGCAUCACCCAGGACAUAUAAUAUAUAAUAAUAUAUAUUUUUUAAACUCUAGUUAACAGAUUCAUCUUUAAAGUCACUUGUUUAUUGCAUUCCUCUAUAAAAACUACAGUAAUUGAGUUGUUUGAUGUCAUGUGGAUAGAUCCUGAGGUCUUACUCUGUAUCUCCUUCUCAGAGCUGGCUCCCACUGGGACAUGGAAACCAGUGUUGUGUUUUAGCUCAGCUUACACAUCUGGUUUUGCAGAUGUUCUCGGGAGUGUAAUGGUGAGUUGUUGAUGAUGUGCUGAGCUCUUUUCUCUGCACACAGCAGGAAGCCAGCCGAUUCAUCUUUCAUUGGACUUCAGGUUUUUGUCGUUGUGACUCUUUACUUUAGGAGAGAUUUGAUUUUUGUAAAGCCUCAUGUUGCCACAUGUUUGGUGUGGUAUGGUUAUCUGAACUAAAUAACAUUCAGGUUAUUUGGACUUCUUUAAACUUUUACAUUUUGUCUGAUUGUUUUUCUUUCCAAUAUUCCAGGAUAAUCACCGUAUUCACUCUCAAACAAAAUAAUCUGAACGAUACCGUUUUAUAAAUGUAGCUGAUCUGACUGCUGGUUCUCAUUGCUUCCUCGAUUAUCAGCAACUGAAAGAGCAGGGAUAGUAAACACCUGAAGGGACCACGGCCUGUACUUCAAGGUGAAACUAACUCAUCGAAUGAUUCGUUAGUUUAGCUGAUACAACACAACGUAUAGUCAGAGAGGUGUGAACAUUAACAGGCAGGUAUGUGAAUGUUAACUCUCUAUGUUGUUUCUUAAAGUUAUAAUGUGGUUCUCACUAUUUGUGGUCUUUUUUUGUUACUCAUUGUUUCCACUUAUAACGCACCAAGAUGACACUUUAAGUUUCCUGAGUGUGUCAGAGGAACAUGGCCACCAUCGACAGAAGUUGUGUUUUUUGAUGAUGUUUGGGACUGUGACAGACGGGUGAAUCCUCCUUUUCCAAAGUCCUUUAAUGAAUUGUGUCUGGUAUUUAUCCUCCUUUUGUAUCACUGUCAAUGUAACUGUCAACAACAACAAAAUCACAAGUUAGCAUAAAGUAGAUUUUUUUAGUCAGAUUUGUGAUCUUGUCCUUUUAUUGAUAGAUAAUUACAGAUUUUGACCAAAGUUUAGCAAAUCUGAGAUUUUUUUAGACACUGAUGGACAAAUCUGAACCUGCAGUUUUCAUAAUUCAAUCUAUGAAAGCUCCUGCGUUUUAUUGCUAUGAAACUCUCAUUCCUCUUCCCAAAGUGUAAUACAGUAAACUGAUGAUUGGUUACCCUCUUAGGUAUCUUACAGAUGCACAAAGAAACCUUUAAUGUCUUCAUGGGAUGCCCCAUGCUUUCAACUAAUCCUGAUGUUAACCCGUCUGCAGCUUCAUUAGACCAUCAGGGCUUCUGCUCGGGCUAUCCACCAGUUGGGAAGUUUGGGGACUAAGUGCUUGGUUUAAGAUUUAGGGGCUUCAAAAUGUGUCAAAGUCAGCAAAAAUUUCACUUAUUAGACCAAAGUUUAAGUCCUGUUCUAAAUAAAAAAUGAAACUUGUGUA